Molecule: messenger RNA, 3485 nt
Organism: Pantherophis guttatus
Lineage: Eukaryota; Metazoa; Chordata; Lepidosauria; Squamata; Colubridae
Gene: CYP20A1
Product: cytochrome P450 family 20 subfamily A member 1
Cellular component (GO): membrane
Molecular function (GO): iron ion binding; heme binding; monooxygenase activity
Source: RefSeq, a predicted model, not a curated record
UUUCUUUCGGAAGGAGGGAGGGAGGGAGGGAAGGCGGUCGGCCGGGGGCGAUCCAUCAUGCUGGACUUUGUCAUUUUCGCCGUCACCUUCCUGUUGAUCCUGGUGGGAGCCGUGCUUUAUCUCUGCCCGUCUUCCCGACAAGCUUCAGGAAUUCCAGGGAUCACUCCAACUGAUGAAAAAGAUGGGAAUCUCCCCGAUAUCAUAACUAGUGGCAGCUUGCAUGAGUUUCUGGUCAACCUCCAUGAGAAAUAUGGCCCAAUUGUCUCUUUCUGGUUUGGACAACGUCUUGUGAUCAGUCUGGGGUCCAUUGACCUCCUGAAGCAGCACAUUAACCCUAACAGGACAACGGACCCCUUUGAAACGAUGUUAAAGUCCUUGUUGCAGUAUCAAUCUGGCCUGGGUGGAGACAUGGCUGAGAGCUGCUUGAGGAAAAAACUGUAUGAAAACGGUGUCACCAAGCUGCUGCCGAGUAAUUUUCCUGUCAUCCAGAAGCUGUCAGAAGAAUUGCUAACAAAAUGGCUAACCUUCCCCGAGUCUCAACAUGUGCCCCUCAGUCAGCAUAUGUUAGGUUUUGCAAUGAAGACUGUUACACAGACUGCUAUGGGCAACAGGUUUGAAGAUGACCAGGAAGUCAUCCGAUUUCGUAGGAACCAUGAUGUGAUCUGGGCAGAAAUUGGAAAGGGUUUCUUAGAUGGUUCACUUGAUAAAAGCACGACCAGAAAAAAGCAGUAUGAAGAUGCCCUGAUGGAAAUGGAGCUGGUCUUGAAGAAAGUCAUAAAAGAACGACAAGGAAAGAGCUUCAGCCGACACAUCUUCAUAGAUUCUUUACUACAGGGGAAUCUGAGUGACAAGCAGAUUUUGGAAGACACUAUGAUCUUCUCUCUGGCAGGAUCCAUAAUCACUGCAAAAUUAUGUACGUGGGCGGUCUAUUUGUUAACUACCUCAAAAGAAGUUCAGCAAAAGCUUUACAAGGAGUUGGAUCAGGUUCUUGGGAAGAGCCCUGUUACACAUGUGAAAAUUGAACAACUUAGGUAUUGCCGGCAGGUUUUGAACGAGACAGUGAGGACAGCAAAACUAACCCCAAUUGCUGCCCGGCUUCAGGAGCUGGAAGGCAGAGUUGAUCAGCAUCUGAUUCCCAAGGAGACUCUUGUCUUAUAUGCACUUGGUGUGGUCUUGCAGGACAGCUCAGUCUGGCCGUUGCCCUACAAAUUUGAUCCAGAUAGAUUCAGUGAUGAAGCUGCUAUAAAAAAUUUCUCUCUCCUGGGUUUUUCAGGAAGUCAGGAAUGCCCUGAAUUGAGGUUUGCCUGUACAGUUGCUACAGUUCUUCUGAGCGUGAUUGUGAGGAAACUCCACCUGCAGCCUGUGGAAGGCCAAGUCAUUGACACGAAGUAUGAGCUGGUUACAUCACCCAAGGAAGAAGCAUGGAUAACCAUAUCCAGAAGGAACAAAGGAGAGGAGUGAAAUUGCUGCGGGAGAACCCUUUGGCACAACUGACCACCUUCCAAUGCUUCCUUUGAAUCAUCGUUAGGCAUUCUUGGCUCAAAAUAUUUCCCUCCUUUCCUAAAAAUUUCCUUGGAUCCUAUAAACAAAUCUGUAGGAUUAAUGGGAAAACUGGACCUUGUGAGGCAGUGAUUAAUUUGCUCCUCACUUCCCAUUAACAAGAGCAAGAAGUCCUAUAUUCUAACCUAGAAGUCCUCAGCCAUAAAAACCAGGUGUAAGCAGUCACAUUGUGGAAAGGCACUGUGCAUUUGGAUAGAAGAACUUUUUAAAAAUCUAUUUUUAAAUGACAUACAACUCAAGCUUUGAGUUAUAGCACAGAGAAACCUAAAGGUGAACCCUUGCUCUAAAUUGGGUGUCAAACUCACGGCCCACGAGCCUGAUGCUUCAUGUGUUGGCCCUGCCCCCGCCCGGUUUAUCGAAGGGGGAAAAAGUCCCAAUACGUCACGUGAUAAUGCAAGUUUGACACCCCUGCUCUAAAUUAAGUUCCAAUAUGAGUAAUGGGUUCAUGCAAUUCAAUAAAAAUGGUGGAAGCACACUUCCAAUAAGAAACAUUCCUGUGUCAGUUGAUUAUGUCUCUUUCUUUCUAUCGGGGCUUGGGUAGAAAUGUUAGUCAUAACCGCAACCCAGUACAAAUAACGGGAGCAGUUUAUUGGCAAUGCAACUUAAUAUAUGUUCCAUUGCUUUUAAUGAAUGUAGUCGCAGUUAAUUUUGAGGCCAAAGUAAUAUUUGGGGUGGGGAGCGGGGAGAAAAUUGGUACUGGUCAUUCUGGACUCUCUCAGGAAAAAAUAAUGCAUCUCUUUUUUAAAAAAAUAAAUAAAUCUGGGCUUCCUUGUCUUGAGAGAUGGGAAAGAUGGCAUGCUAUUUUUUUGUUCUUUCUUUCCUUUGCUACAUAAUUGUUGAAGCAAUUGUACUGCCAGUGCAUUAUGCUUUUUUUAGUAACAGUUUUGAUCAAAAUGACUCUAAAGCAGUCUUUAUGUGUAAUUAACCUAUUAUUUGUCAGUUGUUCCAAGAGGACAUAUUCAUCUAUAUGUUUUUUAUAGAGCAGUGCUGUCACUUUGCCUUUCCCAUUGCUGAAUUAAAUAGCAAUCUUACCUACUAUUUAAAUAGUAAACUAUAAUAUAGAAAAACCAAAAUCAAUAAAUUGACUAUACAGGGCAAUAGCUUGGAAUAGCAACCUGGGGGUUUUGUUUUCUCUUAAAAUGUGUGACUCAAUUUACGUUUGGUGGUGAAUCAUAUUUGUUAUUUUACAAAACCAUUCUUUAAAUUUAUAGGCAUUUUUUCCCAAAUGGAGGGGGGUGGCUUAUUUCUAUCUUGACAGACUGUAUGUUAUAAAAAGUGAAGCUGUGUGUGGGUGAGUGCUUGGAUAGAUCUUCCUUUUUUGUAUGGGUGUAAAAUGAGAGAAGUUAAUCUUCAGGUACCUUCCAGCAUAGCCAUUCCCCAAUAUUCUGAAGUCCACGUUUAAAUAGAUUGCUUUGCAGAAUGAUAAAAGUUAUUAGCAUCAGAACUGUAUGAGCCAUGGAACAGUUGGAAGAAACUGCUGAUACCGGUGAUUAUUGCUGCUUGUUACCCUUCAAUAUCCAUAUAUUUCAACUUUUUCUGGAAGGAGUUCAUGGGGUGAGACAAUGGGCUGGUUUUGAAAGUUUUUUCUCUUGCCAAGCAGAUCUUAUUGUAUAACAGUACAGCCCAAGUAAAUACAUCGACAUUAUCUUAGACAUCUUGUUUAUUAACAUUCUGUUCUUAUUUACCAACAUUCAAAGCUCAUGAAGUAGAAAUGUGCAACUACCUGAAAGUUGGGGAUGAAAUAGUUUUACUUUCUGUUUUACCUAUCAGUAUCAAAUUACACUCCCCUGUGGAUUCUUUUUAUUGCAUUCAGUUAAUCAGAAUUCUGACUUACUAUUCUAACUUGAUCCUAGAUUUGUUUGAGUUUGCUAUUCUGAUUGUUGUUGGUUUUUUACCUUCUUUAAAAUAAACUUAUUUUUGACAUA